AUGUCGUCAACAUUUUCAUCUCGGGUGCAAUCUCGUACCAGUGCUGCGGGCAAAGAGAAAGGGAUGCACUCUGAAACCCUGGACAAGUACGACGAUCUCAACGAGCCCAUCCCAACCGAAGAACAAGAAGCGCUCCUACGAGAGCUCAAGACCAAGAACGAUGCUUCCAACUACGUCUACCGUGCAGCUCUGCUGCUCAUGGUGCUGCUCGUAUCGGUCGCCUACCUGACGCCUAUUCCAUCUUACAUCAACGGAACGCAUCCAGAAAACCAUCUGACACUCUUCCACCAUGGAGUGCACGUUAUCGGAACUGAGGAUCACUUGACCUACCUCCCGGCCUUUCCGAUCUACAUGAUCUUCUUUGGCAUCCAAGGCUACCUGCUCUACCUCUGCGCUCUCGAACUUCUGUCUCUCAUGGGUCACGACAGCCUUCUGACCAAGAUCACGCGCAGCAACGCCUCGCUGUACCGUUCACAUCCGUUCGGCACCGCGCCCUCCUACCUCGUUGCCACCCUCUCUGAGCUCCGCUACUCGGCAGGAAACAAAGUCAACCUUCACGAGCGCACCGAUCAACCCGCCAACAUCGGCCCUGAAAGCAAAGCGCUGUACGACACGCUCGCCAAUCCAAGACUCUUGUAUCUCUGGUUCCUCUUCAUCGCCGCGCUUCCGUUGCCCAUGUUGAUCUUUGGGGCCGGAAACUUUAGCAAUGCCGGCUGGUUCGGUCUCACUCCUGCAGUCGCUGGCCUCAUGCUCGUCGUCGAGACCUGCAUUCGAAGGUCCGAGAAUCAGUUGUUGGGUUUGGACGGCUUGAAGUACAAUCACAAGUCCGCCUAA
Mycosarcoma maydis (corn smut) is the source of this 834-nucleotide messenger RNA. RefSeq lists its product as uncharacterized. NCBI's taxonomy places the organism in Eukaryota, Fungi, Basidiomycota, Ustilaginomycetes, Ustilaginales. The coding region runs from base 1 to 834 and encodes 277 amino acids. The record is from RefSeq and is a predicted model, not a curated record. The transcript has a single exon.